This is a messenger RNA of Amphiprion ocellaris (clown anemonefish), 4757 nucleotides long. RefSeq names its product neural cell adhesion molecule L1-like protein. Bases 245 to 4153 code for a protein of 1302 amino acids. The record is from RefSeq and is a predicted model, not a curated record. Gene Ontology annotation, biological process: cell-cell adhesion. The transcript has 30 exons. Lineage: Eukaryota; Metazoa; Chordata; Actinopteri; Pomacentridae. Gene Ontology annotation, molecular function: protein binding.
UGGAGGAGGAGGAAGGACAUGUCAGAGAUGUUAGUUCAGAGAGAGUUGUUGGAAUGAUCCCCUGAUGGUCUUUUACUUUUAAAUGGACUUGUAGUUGCAGCUGUCUUGGGCCACAGCUAGAGGUGGAUUUAAAGAUGUAAAAUGACUCAAAACACUGUCCUCUGUGCCUUACAAAUUCCAAGUGACGGCAGCUGAUCAACACAUUCUCCUGGUCUCAGUUGUCUCCAUUAAUAAGUGGAGGGUGAUGAGGUUGGCGGGGAGCCUGCAGCUUGCUCUGCUCUUGGCCUCCAUCACCACGGCCGCGGGCCUCAGUAUCCCUCUGGAAGUGGAGCAGCCUCCAACCAUAGUAUCUCAUACAUCAGGUCCUAUUAUUGUGCUUCCUUUUGACAACACCAUUACUGUCAGGUGUGAAGCCAGGGGCAACCCACCGCCAGAAUACAGAUGGACGAAGGAUGGAAAAGAAUUCAACUACUCAGAAUUCACAACAAACAAAACACACCACAAAAAUGGCACAUUUGUGCUUCACAGGAAGCAACUCUCCCAGUUCCAGGGUAAAUACCGAUGUUAUGCUUCCAACAAGCUGGGAACCGCCAUGACGGAGGAGGCUGAGCUAAUAGUUCCCAGUAUCCCUAAGUUCCCAAAAGAAACACUUGAGCCUAUUUUUGUCCAGGAGGGGGAACCAAUCAUUCUGCAGUGUAACCCUCCAAAAGGAGUGGCACCACGUCAGCUCUACUGGAUGUCUCUUGGUCUCGAGCAUAUUGAGCAGGAUGAGAGGGUUUCCAUGGGAACUGAUGGCAACCUGUACUUCUCUAAUGCCUUACAGAAAGACAGUCGCACGGAUUACUGUUGCUUCGCCGCCUUCCCCACAAUACGCACCAUCGUCCAGAAAACUCCCAUGGCUGUCGUGGUUGAAAACUCCGAAGCCCCCCCAGUGAGUAAACCCAGCCUGCUGCUGCCCUCUGGUGUUCAGUCGCUGGUGGUGUUGCUGAAAGGGGAGAACCUGCAGCUGGAGUGCAUUCCAGGCGGACUUCCCACUCCAAAUAUAACCUGGACCAAACUGGGACACGACAUGCCCGCUCGGACAGACCUGAGCAACUUCCAAAGGCUGUUGACCAUUUCUGCAGUAGAUGACAGGGAUCAGGGGAAGUACAUGUGUUUGGCUGAAAACUCUGCCGGAAAGGUCGUCCACUACUUUGAUGUGAUGGUGGAAGAGCCGCCAAAGUGGCAGACAGAGCCUCCUCAGAGCCAGCUGACUGUGACUGGGUCUGAUGUUCACAUCAAGUGCUCAGUCAGUGGAAAACCACCGCCAGACAUAACAUGGAGGAGAAACGGGGAGAUUUUCAGAGACGAUGAGUUGAGCAGCAGGCGGGUGCUCGAUGACACCGUCGUGCUUCAUAAUGCCAAACCAGAGGACAGCGCUGUGUACCAGUGUGAAGCCUCCAACGUCCACGGCAGUGUUCUGGCCAACGUUAACAUCAUGGUCGCCAACGUGGCUCCUCUUAUACUGACAAGAGACCAUGCUGAGUACGCUGUAGUGCUUAAAGGGGACAUUACCAUCAACUGCACUGUUUUCAGCUCUCCACCAUCCAUCAUCACCUGGUCCAAAGAUGAGAUAGCCAUCGAGGGAGAACGUUUCCUUGCUCUCGAGUACGGACAAUCGCUGAAAAUCAUCAGCACAGAAAAAGGCGACAGUGGGGUUUAUAUGUGUAGUGCCAGUAACUCGGAGGGAAAGUCGGCUGUCAGGGCCGUACUGGAUGUAAAAGAUCCUACAAAAAUAGUAGUUGCACCUCAGGAUGUGGAGAUCGUCAGGGGAAACACAGCUCAGUUGACAUGCCAUGCGGAAUAUGAUAAAAGUCUGCAGGGCAGCUUUAAGGUGGAUUGGAUGAAAGAUGGGAAGGAGAUCGUACUUUCCUCAGAGGCAGAGUCCAGACACUUUGUGGAAGGCGGCCGGCUGCACAUCAUGGAUGUGAACCUGGAUGAUCAGGGAACAUACACAUGCGUCGCUAAAACAAGGCUAGAUGAGGACAAUGCCACUGCACUGCUCACAGUACUGGACAUUCCCGACGCUCCAAAGAACUUAGAGAUAUCUGAAAUCAAGAAUCCGAGGAAUGUGGUGCUGUCCUGGAUACCUGGCAGUGAUCACAACAGCUCUGUAACAGAAUUCGUGGUGGAGUACGAGGAGAGCCAAUGGGAGCCCGGAAGGUGGAGGGAGCUACAGAAAGUGGCCGGUAACCAGGCAACAGCUGAGCUGGCGCUGCACGGACACCUUAACUAUCAGUUCAGAGUGUAUGCUGUUAAUGCUGUUGGACCUGGACCCCCCAGUGAGCCCACUGGGAGAUACUCAACACCCCCUGCUGCUCCUGACAGGAACCCAGAAAACAUCAAAAUUCAAGGCUAUCUCCCUCAUCAAAUGGACAUUAGCUGGGAGCCGCUGUUGCCUAUUGAGCACAAUGGCCCAGGCCUCGAGUACGAGGUGAGCUACCGCAGGCUGGGGGUGGAGGAUAAGUGGACGGGACACCUGGUCAAACGUCACUCCUUUGUUGUGAGGAACACGUCCACCUUCAUCCCGUACGAGAUCAAAAUUCACAGCAGGAACAGCCACGGCUGGGCACCAGAACCUAAAGUUGUUACAGGUUACUCUGGAGAAGACGUUGUCUUUUGGCAUUGUCUGCGGGAAAAUGUGUCAGUUCCCACUGCAGCACCACGGGACAUAGCAGUGGAGGUGAUCAACACCACUAUUCUGAGAGUUAGCUGGACCCAGGUUCCCCCCGCCACAGUGCGCGGCCAUCUGGGGGGAUAUCACAUUCACUGGGUGAGGAGAAAAAGUCUGCUGAACCCCAACAAGAUUUUAGAUGAGCACCAGUCCUUGUCUAUCCCUGGGAAGAGAAGUCAUGCCAUCGUGCCGCAACUCGAGCCUUUUUCUGAGUACAAACUCACCGUCAACGUUUUCAAUAAGAAGGGCAACGGGCCCAGGAGCGAUCCGGUCACCUUCAGCACUCCGGAGGGAGUUCCAGUGCAAGUCCCCAUCCUGACUGCCUCCAACUCCCAGGAAGACUCCACUUUGCUGGUUUGGGGACCACCGCUGGAGGCAAAUGGCAUCCUUUCUGGCUACCUGCUGCAGUACCAGCUCAUUAAUGAGACCACACUGGAGGUGGUGGAUUCCCAGGAGGUGAACAUCACUGGGGCCGAAACCACCCAGUGGCAGCUUUUGGGAUUGGAGGGGGGCAGCCUCUACCGAUUCCAACUCAGCGCCUGCACUCAGACUGGUUGUGGACCUCCUCUGGCCCAGGAGAGCAGGACGGUGUCCACAGGACAUUUGUCCCAGACUCCAGCUGUGGCCCCUGUUCAGAGCAGCCACAACUGCUCUCUCUCUGUUCCCAGCUCUAUCCCAGGCAAUUCUGCUCAUCCUCCUUUAGUUCCAGCCCUGUUGAACAUAAGCUCCUAUGUGAGUGACACCUUUGCCAAAAUCAGCUGGACUGCCAGAGAAGAGCAGCGGGACUUGCAGCUUUAUGUGGCUUAUAUGAAUAACCGUGAAGGAAACUGGCGGAUUUCAGAGGCUGUAAACACUUCUCAAAGUUUCCACGUAAUUGAUGGGCUCAAACCCGGGACGGUGUACACUGUGCGCCUCAUGGCCAAGGGACUGCUUGAUAACGCUAGCAUUUUCGAAGAUGUUAUCCAGACACGAGUCAAAGGUGCGAUAAGUCAAAGGAGCGACUUCUCAACUCAUGGCUGGGUCAUUGGGACCUUGUGUGCCGUGGCGCUGCUCACCCUGGUUGCGCUCAUGGCCUGUUUUGUGCAGAAAAACAAAGGCGGCAAGUAUGCAGGUACGCCGCCGCCCCAGCGACAAGACAUGUUCUCCAUGGAAAAAGUGAAAGAGAAGGAGGACCUCCACCCUGACGUGGAGUCACAGCCAAUGACUGAUGACAACUACGAAUACAGUGACAGCGAUGAAAAGCCACUGAAGGGCAGUAGCUCGUGUUCCCUGAACAGAGGCGAUGCGGUCGGGGACAGCAUCAGCAGAGACAGCCUGGUCGACUACGCGGAUGGCGGGGAAGAAUUCGACGAGGACGGCUCAUUUAUCGGAGAAUAUUCCGACUGCAGGCACAGAGCCUCUGUUAGCGAGCCCAGUGGACCCAGCCCUGUCACUGCAUAAAGCCACGCUCCAAUUUGAACGGUCUACUUCAAAUCCUUUUCAAGAUCCAUUUUAAAUUCAGCCUCCCUGACUUUAAGUAUGGCUUGAAUAGCCAAAUAUAGGGGAACAAAAAAAUGACUCACCCACCAGACGCAUCAGGAUGAGUCUUUGUACAUGCUGUAAGAGAAAGAAAGAUGUUAUUUUUAGUGUUUUGUGACUUUAUUAAUGAAAAUAAAGUGUUUUGGUACCUAUCAGCCACACUUAUUUGCUUGUAACAUAAAGUAAAAGUUAAAAAAUGACCCUCCACGUGUCCAAAUGUCAUCAUAUAUGAUUUUUUUUUACACAGAAGAUAAAAAUAGCACACAAAGUAGAUAUGCACAUGUAUCUGCAACACAUGUUCAUCCAUUUAGGACCCACAGCGCAGGAUGUUUCUUAUUGGAUGAGCACAGGGUGAUUAUUUAUUACAGAGAGAAUCACUCAUGAUUACUAAUAUCCAGUCUUAAGUGCUUUUCUGUGUUUUACUGUACAUUUUUCAGAUGUCUGGAAGUGAAUCAUUUGUAAUAUUUUAUAAUCAAAGUGCAGAUGUCAUUUUUUUAUCAAUAUAUCAAACUUGUUCUUUAUAAAA